Molecule: messenger RNA, 1683 nt
Organism: Thermothielavioides terrestris NRRL 8126
Lineage: Eukaryota; Fungi; Ascomycota; Sordariomycetes; Sordariales; Chaetomiaceae
Exons: 4
Coding region: 147-1466 (439 amino acids)
Molecular function (GO): molybdenum ion binding; catalytic activity; pyridoxal phosphate binding
Source: RefSeq, a predicted model, not a curated record
CCGUCCUCAAGGCUCAACUGCCCUGCCCCUGAACAGCUGGGGCGGCCGCUAAGAACCAACCUUAGCCAGGUGUUGAAAGUCCCGUUAACAACAGCAACGCCACCAAAUCGGCAAUGGACGGGAGCACGGCCGCGGGCCGCGGGCCAAUGAUAGACGCACCAGGUGCUUUUCUGGUGCUCAUCACCGUUUUCGUCUUCUUCCUGCCUCUGCUCAUUUACUUCCCCCCGGUGCCGCCUUCCAAGCGCGAUGCGCUCCUCGAAACACACACCCAAGCCGGCCUUGGGCGCUCACAAGCCAAAGAUGACGUGAACGGCGCGCAGAAGAGCGGCGGCGCAUCGGGCCGGGCCAAGAUCCGCAGCCUCUGGAUCUACCCGCUCAAGUCGUGCAGGGGCAUCGAGGUCGCCCAGAGCAAGGUGCUGCCGACCGGCCUGGAGUUUGAUCGGCUCUACACCUUCGCCCAGCUCAAGAGUCCGUUCCCCGUCGGCCUGCAGACACCGGCCGAUGAGAAGGGCGCGCAUGUGUGGCGGUUCAUCACCCAGCGCGAGUUCCCGCUGCUCGCCACCGUGCAGGUCGACCUCUUCCUGCCGGACAUCGCCAAGGCCCGCGGCCAGCUGUCGGCCAGAGUCGCCGAGCCGUUCCUGCUGGUCCGCUUUCCCUGGCAGGAACGGGGGCUGCGCGGCGUCCUCGAUUGGGCGGCCGCCAAGCUCGCGCGUGGGUGGCCCGCGCGCCCGGAGAAGGAGUUCGUCUUGCCCGUGGUCUUCCCGUCGCGGGAGGAGAUCGACGCGCGCGGCUACGCCUACGAGGAGGUGACCAUCUGGCGCGAGACCGUGACGGCGCUCAAUCUCGAGGUGGAGCUACCCCGGGAGCUCAGCCUCUACCUGGGCGUGAGCAACAGGCUCGGCCUCUUCCGCAUCGACCCGGCCCAGCUGCGAAACGUCUACCGCUGUGCGCCGACGGCAGACGAGGCCGGCUACCAGCCCGUUACUGGCUUCCAGGAUGCCUAUCCCUUGCAUCUUCUGAACCUGGCGAGCGUCCGACAUUUUGACACCAAGAUUGACAAGGACGAGACCCUGCCAGUCCUUGAUCCCAGGAGGUUCCGGGCUAACAUUAUAGUUGACGGAGAUGACACGCCCUAUGACGAAGAGACGUGGAAGAAGAUCCGCUUCAUUCCCGGGCCCGGGAGCAAGCGCGACGCCUCGACCUUCCACGUAUCCUGUCGUACGGUCCGCUGCAAAAUGCCCAACGUCGACCAAGACACGGGCCAUCGCCACCCGGUGGAGCCCGACAAGUCUCUGCGGAAGUUCAGAGACGUCGACGAGGGCGCGAAGCACAUGGGCUGUUUGGGCAUGCAACUGACGCCUCUCUAUCCAAGGACCGCCUCCCCCGACGACCUGGAGAGCUGGGUUGAGGUGGGCAUGUCCGUCGAGGUGCUAGAGCGAGGUAACCACGUGUACAUUAGGCAGUGAAUCAUAUCCAAGGCAAGGAGGAAGUGACAUAUGUAGGUAGGACGGGAAAGGCGUAUAGCAGGGAACUGAAUUUAAACAAGACGUCACGGCUUAGACUCCACAUCCAAUACUGCCCCCCCUAGCCCGUGGCCGGACCUCAAAUCAUGUGUCAAACCAUUGUGCUGGGGAAGACAAUUGUCACAGAGUAAAACAAGUCAUAUCGGCGCACACCGUCCAA